UAUAGAAGUAUAAAUACGGUAGUCAACUGUCGAGCGGGUACACAGAAAUGUGAGCCACCGAACUGUCAAGUACAGUUGGAUUAUCCGAGAGGCUUCAAGCCUUAGAUAUAUUAUAGCAGGCCGAGUUACCUUAGAGGAGAUAUUAAACAGAAUAAAAUGGUGAACAUAGAGAACAUGCGACGCACGAUGGGUCAGCGUGGCAAUAUCCGCAACAUGGCGGUCAUUGCGCACGUGGAUCACGGAAAGACAACGCUGACGGACGCUCUCCUUGCACGUGCCGGGAUCAUUUCCAUGGACCAGGCUGGGGACAAGAAAGCUACUCAUACUCGCAAGGAUGAACAGACUAAAGGGAUCACCAUUAAAUCUACGACCGUGUCGAUGCACUAUGAGCUUGAUGUCCCAACUGGACCCGUCACCGAGGAGGUCCCGGAGGGUAGGUCUCUUGUAGUCAAUCUCAUUGACUCCCCCGGGCACGUAGAUUUCUCCUCUGAGGUGACGGCGGCACUGCGUAUUGCCGACGGGGCAAUGGUUGUUGUGGAUUGUAUUGAAGGUGUCUGCGUACAGACAGAGACGGUUUUGCGCCAAGCACUAACGGAGAGGAUAAAGCCUGUCUUAAUGAUCAACAAAAUGGACCGGGCAGUGUUCGAAGUACAGCUGACGAAUGAAGAAAUUUACCAGUCACUUUCCCGAACAAUUGAGAACGCUAACGUUAUUUUGGCAACGUAUGGUGGAGAAUGUGGUGUAAUGGGGGACAUCAUGCUGGAUCCGGCCAAGGGAAACGUUGCAUUCGGUUCCGGACUGCAUGGCUGGGGCUUUAACCUCGACCAGUUUGCGCAGAUGUAUGCUGAAAAGUUUAAGAUAAAGAAAGAGAAAAUGAUGAAACUGUGGGGAGAUAAUUUCUACAAUUCGGAGGAGAAGAAAUGGACGAAGGUUCCGUCAAAGGGCAGUGAAAGAGGAUUCAGCAAGUUCGUCCUUGAACCCGUCAUAAAGGUAUUACGUGAUUGCAAAGAAAACCAGAAAGAGAGCGUAAUUGCUAUAACAAAGAAACUUGGCUUACAUCUGACAAAAGACGAUGUUGAACUUGAAGGAAAAUCAUUCAUGAGAUGCGUUAUGAAGAAAUGGCUGCCCGCAGCAGACGCCAUGUUGCACAUGAUUGUUAACCAUUUACCCUCACCAGAAGUAGCUCAACGCUACCGGACCGAGAUAUUAUACGAAGGUCCUCUUGACGACCCGGCAGCCACAGGCAUGAAGCAAUGCGAUCCCAAUGGACCUCUCAUGGUUUAUGUAUCCAAGAUGGUUCCUUCAUCGGACAAAGGAAGAUUCUAUGCCAUAGCUCGUGUUUUCUCCGGUACCGCCGCAACGGGAAUGAAAGUGCGAAUAAUGGGUCCCGAUUAUAAACCGGGAAACAAGAUGCAGACGGACCUUUAUGUCAAGAGUAUCCAAAGAACACUUGUCAUGAUUGGCGGUAGUGUAAUGUCAGUAGAUGACGUCCCGGCAGGAAACAUUUGUGGACUGGUAGGCAUUGACAAGUAUUUGGUUAAGACGGGAACGAUUAGUACAUACGAACAGGCGCACAACCUAAAGGUGAUGAAGUUCUCGGUGAGCCCAGUUGUACGAGUAGCGGUAGAUGUUGUCAAUCCAGCACAUCUGCCUAAACUGGUAGAAGGGAUGAAGAGACUUUGUAAAGCUGACCCAAUGGUGCAGUGUUUAGUGGACAAUGGUCAGCACAUACUGCUUGGUGCAGGCGAGUUACAUCUGGAGGUCUGUUUACAAGAUCUAGAAGAAGAGCAUGCAGGAGUUGCAAUCAAGAAAUCUAAACCUCUUGUAAGUUACCAAGAGACUGUUAGUGAGCCGUCAGAUCGUCUCUGUUUAGCUAAGUCGGGUAACAAGCUUUGUCGGUUAUACAUGACAGCUGAACCACUUCCGGCAGGUCUCGCAGACGACAUAGAAAAAGGAACGAUAAAAAGUACGGAUGAUGUUAAAGAGAGAAGCCGACGCCUUGUUGAUUGUUAUAACUUUGAUCAGACUCAAUCAAAGAAGAUUUGGUGCUUCGGUCCUAACAGCUCGGGUCCCAAUAUGUUGGUAGACUGCAGCAAAGGUGUUCAGAAUCUUCAUGAGAUUAAGGAUACGGUUGUUGCCGGGUUCCAGUGGGCUUCAUCAGAGGGUGUUUUGACAGAAAGUACGGUCAGAGGUGUCCGAUUCAAUUUCCAAGACGCUCACUUUAAAGGUGAUUCGAGUCACCGAGGCGGUGCGCAGAUAAUCCCCGCCACACGGCGUGUCAUGUUGGCAUCCAUGUUAACAGCGAAACCAAAGCUGUUUGAACCCGUCUAUUUGGUGGAUGUUGUGUGCCCAAAGACAUGUCUGGGCUCUGCGAUCAAUCUUUUAUCGCGGAAACGAGGCCAAAUCGUCGACCAAAAAGUUCAAGAAGGAACACCUAUGUGCACUAUACAGGCAUACAUGCCCGUCAAUGAGUCUUUUGGUUUCAAUGGCGAAUUACGUGGCGAGACUGGCGGCCAAGCUUUCCCGCAGUUUUUGUUCGACCAUUGGCAACUUCUGCCUGGUGAUCCAUUAGACGCGUCAUCUAAAGCCGGCGAGAUCGUGGCUGAUAUACGUCAAAGGAAGGGUCUCAAUGUUGAAAUACCAGCUCUUGAAAACUUUUUGGACAAACUUUAAAUACAACUAUAAGAGUCAACUGUGUACUCAAUUUUGCUUGAACUUUCGAAUUUCGGAUGCAUCCAAUUUUUUGUGUGAUGCUAAAAUAUCUUUUUCACUCUUGUUUUAAAAAUGAUAUUCACAAGUAAAUUGGCACACAUGUUUGACACACAUGUUUUGAUCAUAAUUGGUAGAUCUACUGUUUUACAAUCAUUCUUAUAUUUCCAACAAAACGAGUACGGAAUGUAUGUAUUAAUGCAGUAGCUAAAGAAAUAACAUCUCUUAAUUAUUGCUUUAUCAAUAAAUAUACAGAACACAGAAUAAA
Molecule: messenger RNA, 2977 nt
Organism: Ruditapes philippinarum (Manila clam)
Lineage: Eukaryota; Metazoa; Mollusca; Bivalvia; Venerida; Veneridae
Product: elongation factor 2-like
Biological process (GO): translational elongation
Cellular component (GO): cytosol; ribonucleoprotein complex
Molecular function (GO): GTPase activity; GTP binding; ribosome binding
Source: RefSeq, a predicted model, not a curated record